UACAUCCUUUGUUUCAUGCCCCUAAGUUUUACCCUCGACUUAUCCAUGGGUCCUAUCAAAAUCCAUAAUUUUGGCCCCCAAACCUGCCCUCGACUUAUACACGAGGUCAACUUAUAGUCAGGAAUAUAUGGUAGUUUAUGUCAGUGUCAUGCGCUAAUUCCCUAUAUCUUGCCUGAAUCUUUAAUGGUUUAUUUCUGCCGGCUGACCGUGGGGUCUGAGUUUUUUUUGGGGGGGGGCAUGUAGAACAAGUGGAUUUCUGUAUCCACUUUUUUUUAUCCUAUCGAUAAUUGUAUGCACUUCUACCAUGACCCCCUCCUCACUCGCUUUAUUUUUCUAAGCUAAGAAGCCUCAAAUGUCUGUAGCCAUUUUUCAUCAGAAAGUUGCCCCAUCCACUUGAGAGUCUUAAUUGCCCUUUUUGUCAGCAGUUACACAUGACUCUGUGCUCCAGGGUUGGAAAUAGCUUGCCUCUGAAUACCAGUUGUGGGAAAGGGCUUGUUGCAGGUUGGGCCACAGUGAUACAUGGGAGGCUGGACUAAAGGUCUGGUCCAGCAUGGCUCUUCAUAGGUUAUGAGUAAGCAUAGGAUUGUGCUAUUCAGUAUGUUAAAUGCUUCAAUAACAUAUUAAUUGCUUGAUAUUUCCUGCAUUUUAACCACAACAGAAAUAUCUCUCAGGCAUAGUUUGAUUGAAUCUGAUAUAGUCAGGUAUCUGUUUUAUUAAGGACUUUUAUAAAGGUGCUAAGAGAACAUUGUGUUAGUUUUAUUUUCAAAUGACAAGAUGACAUUUAGCAGUUCCGUUUUCACGUAUCAGACAGCCUUUAGGAGUUGAUUUUCCUCUGUGUCGAUUCCCUGUCUCCCCUCUCUGCAUUUUGAGUGCAACUUAAACUUCUCUAUAGGGAAACUCUCUCAGGAUUGCCAGAAUUGUGUCCAGGGCAUCAGACAAAGCAACUAAAAGCUUCCACAAGAUGCAGCAAAUACAAUCGAAAUCUCAUUAGAUACCUCUAGUGUUAGUAUUUGUUGGAGUUUGCCGUUUUUCCAUGUGGCUUUUUUGGAUGCAAGGGUGCUGGUUGAGAGCACUGCAGGGGUCAGUUUGCAGCCUCCACAUAAUGGUAUUUGCCUUGUCUUACACUCCUGCCCAUCUUCUGUCAUUACACAAGACACUACUAUGAGAGACCUCUUGUCUUUUCACUCCCACCUGAUGAGGAGGCUCAGGUUGUAUCCACCCCAAAAGCGUCUCCAGCACUCAACACAUUCACUUCUGUUGCAUCUUCAGAUGGAAUUGAAUGUAUUCUUUUUCUGCAAGCAAGCAAGCAUCAUUUCUCUUGUUUAUACAGUAGGGCCUUCCCAGUGUGUGUCUUUCCUCUCUCACACAACUUCACCAACCCAAGCUUCCUUCUGGAUAAAAAGAUGUAGGUUGUGUCUCUCUGUAACAUCAAAUGCUGUGAGUGCUGCAAUCUUUGGGUGCCCCGGAUGUGAUGGGGAUGUAGUAUUUUCACAUUCUCGUUGUCUCAGUCAAAGCAGCUCAUAUCACACCAGUCAUAAUAAGCUGUACUUAACAACUCAGUCUUCGUUUUUGUGGGCUGAGUAGGAAAAAAUGUGAUCAGCGAAAGGCAUGGUUCUGUAUGGCUUUGUAAAAGUUACCAGUGAUGUACAGAGAUAGUUGCGAUUAUUGUUUUGCAGUUGGUUGCUUUACAUCUUUUAUAUUUGAACUACAACCUUAAAUAUGCAUUUUGUUUUUAAUAAAUGAAAUUGGAGUUUCAAGUGUAAGCUCAUGUGCGCUCUCUUUCUGUUUCUUUGAUUAUUUUUAGGACAAAAAUGUUUCUUUUCUAGCUGCAAAUGGUGAAACUUGUACAAUAAAUUGGUUUGCUUCAUUCCCUCCCUCAAAAAAGCCAGUAACAACAUUUGGACAUUGGAGACUUGAGAGAUACCCUCAUUGCAGCUUUGUUAUAAGGAUUUCUUUUCAGUUGCAUGAAAAGGGGGUUCUGUGGUGACCACUCAGGUUGCUCUUUCAACAGUGCAAUUGCAUUUUCUUUUUUACAGUUACAACCAAAAUAAAUACUAUUUUUUUGGAAGAAACUUUGCCUUGUUCUGCCUCUGUGUUUUCAGUGGAGGUGUGUCUUGCUUUAGAACCCUAUAAUCUCUGUAAUGAACUGUAUUGAAACAAUGUCAAAGUGUAACUUAAAGGUUUAGCCGUGGGAAGAGCAAGUUACUAAGGUUUUCAAGAAGGCUUGGAAUGUGAGGUUUUCAAGAGAAGGAUGAGCAAGUGUCUGAGUCUGAAGUAAAGUAUAGGAUAUCCAGGAUUGGCUAUUACAGACAAUGGUGGGCAUCCUGUUUGUCAAAUACACAAGUUGCCAGUGGGCAUCGGCUGCUUCUGCUUCUGGCAUGUCUAUCUUGGGCAUUUUCUUUCUUGGCAAUACCACCAGGCAGCAGCAGCACUAGAGAAGGGGCAGCUUGAACAAGCAAAGAAGCCCCCACAUCUGGGCUGAGAAAGAACAUGCUUCUUCAUCCGCCACCUGUUUCCCCAGGACUAGGGCUCAAACAAGAAGCACUGUGGGCCAAACCUCUGAAAACUUUGGCUCGUGAGUCUGAGAAACCUACCCCUCCCAAAGCAACCAAGCCAGUCUCCCAGCAACCGAGGACGCACUCAGCUGGUACCCAAGGCGUCCCUUUGGCCAGUGGAAAGGAGAGGCAUGGGUUUCAGGCAGGGCUGUUGUGUGCCUUGAACUGCCAAGGCGGAGCCAUGGAAGGACUGAGCGUCUCGGCUGCCUUUCGGGAGCACCUUCGCAGGCUGUGCCUGAACCGCUUUCCCUGCGGGAUCGGCAGCUGGAACAGGUCCCGUUUCCCACCAAGGAAAGGCAAAACUUUUGGCAGCCAUGCCUACAUCCUGAUCAAGCAGCCUUUUCGUGGUGGACUUCCACCUCCUGAGGAAGAGACGGCAGAAACACUGACUGAGUUUCUGAGGAGUCCUGGCUCACUCUGGGUUCUGCCCCCCAAAUGCAACGCCGCGGACCAGCAACUCAGAGAACUAGCUGUGCAGUUUCCACAGAUCAUCCAAGACAGUUUCAUCUUCUCCUACUUCAGAUCACUUCGGAUUGUCAACAAAAAAGUGACUGAAAUUGAUGCUGGUUUGUUAAAGUUUCCAAACUUGGAAGAGCUCGUCCUGAGCACAAAUGAGAUCAGCAAAAUCAAUUCUGCUAACCUCCCUCGGACGCUGAAGGUGCUGGAGCUUUGUGGCAAUAAAAUGAGCAGCUUGAAGGACUUGUGCAUCAACUCACCGCCAGGACUUCAGCACCUUGGCCUAGGCCACAACCGUCAGCUCAGCUCACCUGAAGAGCGAUACAUCACCGCCAAAGGCUGGCCAAGCCUCGUCUCCCUCGACUUGAGCUAUAAUAAUUUCACCAACUUGCUAAACCUCCUUUCAAAGCUGUCGAAUCUGGAGAAACUCCGGAUCCUUAUCCUGCAGGGGAACCCGCUUGCUCUGCUUCCCGGCUAUCGGGGGUUCACGAUAGACAGCCUCCCCAAACUUUGCAUCCUGGAUGAUGUGAUCAUUACCCCGGAUGAGAGGCACAACUUCUUAGGCCUGGCGACCGAACCAGAGAUUCUGAGGCGCAGUGCUAAAAUGAUUGUCUCCAUUGGCAAAAUCAGAGGGGUUCCCUAUCCCAUUGGCCCAGAGGAGUUAAAAAGUGGCCCCGAGUCUCCGGUGAUCACCUACAACUACUAUGUGACAUACGAGUUUGCCAAAGGUGAAAAAAGACAGAAAGAAACUGUCAAGGUUGCCUUGUCCCACCGUAGUCAGUUAACACCGCUGAACCUGAAAAGCUUGCCAGUGAUAGAGGAAGAUGAUGGCCAAGGUCCCUCAUCUCAGGAGGUGCCUGUGAAACUGCCUCCUGAAACUGGAACGAUUCAUUCCACCCCUCGAAAGCCCUGGGCAGAGACCAUUGACUGUGAAUACAAGAAAGAGCACAUCACCAGAGACCUGGUUACUUUGAAGGCCUUCCUUCUCGCUGGGACCACUGUGGCAAUUAUGGAAGAAAAGAUCGUGUCCUGGCCCAUCAUUGUCCCACCAGACGAAAGCCAAACCAAGAAAGGAAAGGGAAAAACAGAGAAGGGGAAAGUGGAGAAAGGGAAAGCAGAGAAGGAGAAACCGGAGAAAGGAGAGAAAGGGAAAAAGGGGAAAGGAAAGGAGGAGAAAGGAAAAGCAAAAGACGCUGGAAAGGGUGGGAACAAAAAGAAAAAGAAAUCUCCUUCACCCGACCUACAAAGUGACCCCCCCAUCUUGAAAACCUUGGGCUCUGGCCAUGUCAAGCUAGAAAGCCUUGUCGCUGGGGAAUCGCAAGUGAACGUUGUGUGCAAUUUUGGCGUUCUGAUAACAGACUCAACUAUGAGGCCUCCACCUGUGAAAGAAAAGGUUAGUAAAAAAGGCCCGAAAAAGGACAAAAAAUCCAAAACUGGGACAGAGACUGCAGGAGCCCCGAAAACCCCGCCACCUGCGAAAGGGAAGGGCAAGAAGAAAGAUUCUCCUGAAGGAGACAGGCGGACUCUGCUGAACCAGCCAGUGCCUCUGAGUGUGGAAUUCCAAAUGCAACAUAUGAAAUGGACCUCGACUUCGCAAGUCCUCACCAAGGCCUGAGUGUUGGAAUCGGGGCCUUGCGGCCAGAUCAGGUUUUGCUUUACAACGAACCCUGGGAGUCAUGGACAGGCCUUCCCAAGAACAUCACUGAAGUUCUGACUGAAGCCGCAGCUGAUGGCAACAGGCUGGGCAAGUGCCAGCCAAAAGCAAUACCAGGGCAGGGAGGCAUCUUUCUUCCUCAUCAGCAUACAGUACUGGGACUGGAAAUCCAGCCGCUUUGCCUCUCUUUUUGUGGGAUGGUUACGUAUUUAUUUCCCUUUUAAAUGUGUAUAUCCUUCUCUGUAUUUCAAAACCUCUGGGCAAGGCACUAGCAAUAAAACAACAUUAAGCCACUCUUAAUCCACUUAUCUAGGGCAAAUGGCCUUUCCUUUGGAUGGGGACCUGGGCUGCAUGAAAUAAUUCAGUUUGACACCACUUUAGCUGCCACAGCUUCAUGCUGGGGAAUUCUGGGAUCUGUAGUUUGCUGAGAUGCUCAGCCUUCUCUGUCACAGCACUCUGGUGCCACAGCGAACUACAGUCCCCAGAAUUCCACAACAUCGAGCCAUGGCAGUUAAAGUGGUGUCAAACUGGAUUAUUUCUGCAGUGCAGAGCCAGCCUGGGUGCUAGAAAAGUCCAUGCAACCCAAGAGGCACACUUUUCCCACUCCUGGAGUUAGACCCACUGAAUAAAUGGUUGAAUGGUAUGUCAAGAUGUUGGCAAAUCCCAUUGGUUAAAUGGAUUUAUUCUAUUUGGGACUAAGAUUUGGAUUCAGCCCCUUGUGUUUCUCCCAUACGAACUGUCCUUUGUGGUACAAUGACGCCAGAUGACAAUAAUGGAUAGGGAAAUGGAGGUAUGGAACCAUAGAGUCGAAAGGGUUCAAAUCCCCGUUCUGUCAUGGAAACCCACAAGUCUCACACUCUCAGCCUCAGAGGAAGGCUCUGGCAGCAAACCUCCUCUGAACAUACCUUGCCCUUGAAGGCACGUAAUAAAUAAUAAGUGGGGAAAAAGGAAAUAAAUUCCCAGAAAGAAACCUUCAAUAUUAGUAGAACCGAAAAUGAUUUUGUUUCCUUUUUUUAUCAACCAGACAGAAAAGACAGUCCCAUAAAGAGAGCUGAGAAACGGAAACCAUGACCACAGACUGCAGUGACCCAAAACUAUGCGCAUUGUCUUCCUGUCAUAGAGUUUACAGAAAUGCAUAAUUGGGGGGAAGUUAGACGAAUGCGGUUCCUAUGCACCAUUCAAAAAAUAUAUAUUCAAAAACCCAUUUUAAUUUUGGACAUCCUUGGUCUGCAGCCAUUGCAAAGGUGAGAGAAACAUCUUUCUCUCUUGGCCUCCGAGUCCCCAUUUUGGGGAAAGGGUGGGCUAUAAAAUAACAACAACAACAACAUCUUCUCCACAACAGCCCCAAAAACACAGGCCAGGAAGGAAGAUGGUGAGGUUUGUUGGAAGGACCUGAGCAUUAGUUCAAGGGUGCAUCUACAUGUUAGAAAUUAUGCAGUUUGGCCCCACUUGAAGUGUUGUGGCCCCAUCCUAUGGGAUCCUGUGGGAUUUGUAGUUUUACAAGGUGUUUAUAGCCUUCUCAGCCAAAGGUCUAAUCCACACUGCAGAAUUAAUGCCAUUUUACACUGCUCAAACUGCCCCGUCUCUGGGACCCUGGGAUUUGUAGUUGGAUGAGCUGUUCACCCUGGCUCUGUCUGAGAGCUCUGGGGCCACCAGGAAUCUACAAAUCCCAAGAUGCCACAGGAUGGAGCCA
This is a messenger RNA of Sceloporus undulatus (fence lizard), 6358 nucleotides long. RefSeq names its product leucine rich repeat containing 43 (gene LRRC43). NCBI's taxonomy places the organism in Eukaryota, Metazoa, Chordata, Lepidosauria, Squamata, Phrynosomatidae. Gene Ontology annotation, molecular function: protein binding. The record is from RefSeq and is a predicted model, not a curated record.